AAAAUUGGUCUUGAAGCUACCUUCAUGAAUUUUAGGCCCGUGAGCAACUUGCCAUUUAUAUCCAAGCUCGCUGAAAGAGCUGUAUUCGAACAGACACAUAUUUAUAUGGUAAAUAACGAUCUGUAUCCAUCUGCGCAAUCAUCAUAUCGAAGGAAUCAUAGUACUGACACUGCUCUGCUGAAAGUGAAGAAUGAACUUUUGAUGAACAUGAAUGAGCAACAUGUCUCGCUCCUUGUACUACAGGAUAUGAGUGCGGCGUUCGAUACGGUUGAUCAUCAUAUUCUUCUUGGGCGUUUGUCAUCUAAAUUUUGUUUUACUGGAGGUGCUUCUAGUUGGUUCCGCUCUUAUUUAUCCCAGAGAUCUCAGCGCAUAGCGAUUCGCGGAACAGUUUCCGAGAAGUUUGAUGUGCCUCCUGGUGUUCCUCAAG
This is a messenger RNA of Paramuricea clavata, 427 nucleotides long. The record is from the annotation of a GenBank genome assembly. Lineage: Eukaryota; Metazoa; Cnidaria; Anthozoa; Malacalcyonacea; Plexauridae.